AUGCGACGCCCAAUCUCGCGCGGCUCGCACUCUUACGCCGACUCUUACUAUGACGAAAACUCCAUCGACGACGCUGCAGAGGUCGAGCGCGCGCUUUCCAAUGUCGACGAUGACUACGAGAAUGAUCACUCCGACGUGCGCUCAGAAUGGUCCCGUGGCCCGUCGGCAACGUCCUAUAGCUCUUCCAAUUCCUUCACCAACUCCUACACCGGUUCUUACACCAACUCUUACACUGAUUCAAACCCAUCCUACUCCACGAGCUACGGCGCUGGAACCAACCUCUCCGCCUACGAGCGCGAGCGCAUCCGUCUCAGCACCAUCACCGAGCGGACGGAGCAGCCCACAAGACCAAAUUCAUACUCACAGUCCCAAGGCCAACGCAACUCUGGUGUUCCUUCAGAGGGCAACCGCCUCUCCGCAGCCAUCCGUAAUAGCGCCCAACCUUCCGGUUCUCGCCACCUUCGCUCGCCUUCGGAACCCGAGAAGCCCACCGCCAAGCGGAUGGGCGACCUCAUCGCGUUCUUCGAGGACAAGGCCACCGACAUGCCUCCUCCCCCAGGCCACGGCCACUCACGCUAUGCGACGGCUCCCGGGGGAACAGAGGCAUAUCGCGCCACCAGCCCAUUCUACUCCCAAGCCCCGUCCUCACCACGCAUGACUUCUACAAUCGGCUACACCUCAGCUUACGGCGGCUCGCGCCCCUCGUCGCCCACAAAGUCCAGGUCCCCGCUCUCGUAUGCGUCGUCAUCGUCCGCAUCCGGCGUCUCUGAGGGCAUAUCUUCGCUUUUUUCUCCCGCUCGCGGCAACACCACCACUGCCACGCCGGCAGCCACGCGCACAGGCACGGACGGCAAGGGCGCGCGGCUCAGCCCGAGCGACUUCGCGAGCACGUUUUCGCACACGUGGUCUGCUAGCCGCUCGGCGACCGGAUCGGUGUCGCCGCCGACAGUGAGCGCACCGCUGCGCAGGCCGGCGCAGCAGCAGGGCGGGACAAGUCCGCGCUCGCCGCUCACGAGCGUGCGCAAUAUCGUAUCGGCGUGGAAGGGGCGCUCGUCGAACGGUAAAAACCCAGCGUCGCCUACUUUUGGUCACGGUCAAGACCCAGUCGUCGUGAUGCCGCUUGCGACCAAUGUUACUGGCAAUAGCAACGCCGAAGGCUUGUUUAGCGUCAAGAGACGGGCGGAGAGGGAUGAGAGGAGGCUCCGCCAGUCGGCUAUGAUGACGAGCAAGGCGCUGCCUGCGACGCCGCCUCGCGACUACGACGAAGGUGGGCACGGUAGUGACUUGAUGAGCCCGCGCAGUGUGUCGGAAAGCACGGUCCCGCCGUCGUUUGAUAUCGCUGAGUUGGCUGCUCACGCGCGUGCCAGCAGAGAGCCGAUGCGCAUCGGUGACCUCUGGUACCUCAACGUGCACUCGGGCCCGCCCUACCGGUGGCUGCGGUGCCAGGCGCUGCUCUACCCGAACAUGUUACUGCUCUCGUGGAUCGCACCCGGUGGCGGGCGCGGCGUUGUCACGCUCGACUUGCUCAACUGCACCGAGGUGCGCUCUGUCCCGUCGCCGACGCAUGCGAGCGCGCAGGACGAUGUGGGGACGAUCGCGGCGCAUGAGCAAGAUAAUGAGGGUGGCAAUAUGCCGCUUACGGAGCUGCUGUGCCCUUUCCAGUUGCUGUACACUGAUGGAGUGGAGAGGAUGGCGGCGGAGAGCGCGAGGGAGAGGGUGAGAUGGGUUAGUGCGGUUUGGGAAGCGCUCGACCGCUCUGUUACGCUGCCGAACCGCUCCGAGUCGGGCUCGCCGACAGGCUCGGUUCUCACAAUCCACACUGUCUCUGGUACCGCCUCGAACGUGUCCUCUGCCACCUCUGGAUCCAAGUCGACGGUCUACGUCCCACCCAUGAACGAUCUCACCGACAUCCAAUCCAUGUCCGAUCUUUCGUCGACUGUCUCGCUCUCCCGCGGGCCCUCGUUCUCGGGUCAUCAUAACCACACCACCGACGACACGGUCAUCUCGAACUCGACGUUGCACUACCCCGGCGACCCGCGCGUCAUCGCACCGAGCCGCAGCAGCUCGCUGCGCCGGACGAGCUCCAUGACGGACCUCGACGAGGCGUUUGAGCGUGCGGUCGAUCGCGCGCGGACCGCGAAGCCCGGGCUCGGGUUCGGGAUGUCGCUCGUGGGCGCGUCGAUCCUCGGGGACGGCUCGCCGGUGACAGUGUCGAGCGGGUCGCGGUUGAGCGGGGAGACGCGACUGACGCCGCCGCCGAGCUCGAAGACGCGGGCAAGGGCGCUGAGCGAUGUGUCGGACGAGGCGUUCUUUAGCUCUGGGAGCAGGACGAGUGUGGGUGGGCCGCCGGCGUCGUUUUUCUCGGCGGGGGAUACGUAUGGGACGACGACGGGGUAUGAUACGACGACUGUUACGGGGGUGGGGAGGAGGGGUGUUGGGAGUGGGAGCGGGAGCGGGACGGUUUCGGGCUCGGAUACGUUUAGAGGGGUCAGCAAUAGCUCCGAUACUGGCACGGCUAUUGUUGCGUCGACGCUGUCGCUCCGCCGGACGGAGUCGAACUCGUAUCUCGGGGAUUCGCACGACGGGUCGUACAGCUAUACGGCGAGCACGUCGCCUGGCCGCUCGACGCUGUCUAGGAGCUCGGCGGUCAGCAGGAGGAGGAAUAGCCGGUACACGGGCGAAGAGAACAGCGAUAAGGAGAACUCGGCGUAUACGCAGAGCUGUGCGAGGUCGACGAUGAGCUCGUUUGCGAGGAGCAUGUCGACGACGCCGACGCAGAGCUAUGCGAGGCCGGGGUCGUCUGUCGGGUCUGCGUCUGGGUUGGACGUGGAGGAGGGGUAUAUCAGCCGCUAUGCGUCGCGGUAUGGCGAGUAUGAGCUGGACCUGGAGCAGGAUCAAGAUCAGGAGCAGGAGCAGCACCAUAGCUCGGGCAGCGAGGGGUAUCAUACUGCGUCGACGCCGUCCACCGCGUCGUUCAAGUCGCUCCCUUCUAUCCCGUCCGAGAGCGAGUUCGAGACCAUCGGCGGGAGGACGUCGAUCUCGGAGUAUACCACUGUGCCCAGGUGCGACACGGACGACGUCGAGUCGACGGAAUACGACACCGUCGGGUGCAAGUGCGAAGACCGGUCUACGUCGGAGUAUAUCACCGCGGAGCUGUGCAAGAGCGAGCCGCCGACCGAGUUCGAGACGGCGAGUCUGUGCAGGACGAUUCCGAGCGAGGAGAACACGCCCAAGUCGGCUCAUGUUGAGCUCCCUGUUGAACAGCUGCCGCAUGUGGGGCUCGCGCCUGGAGGACCGAGGGUGCCUGUUAUGCCGCCGCGCGCUGCGGGGCCUGGGAGGGUGCCUGUGAUGAUGCCGCUUCCUGUCGCAACGCCGCCUGCGCGCGUGCCCAGCCCUGCACCCGCUGGACCGCGCCCGUUCCCGCAGCUGGUGACUGCGCUGCCGCCGCCGAGGGUGCCUGUGGAGAUCACGCCGACACCGACGACGGUGACACCUGUUACUGCGCCGAGUGCGCCGAUGCCGCCGACGCCCAUACCUAGACCGCGCAGCGAACUUUCGGCGGCGCGUGUUCCGCUUCCGGCAUCUGUGGCGAGCGCUUCGCCGAGGCCUUCGCCACGCCCGACGCCCCGGAUACGCGCGCACAGUCCGCUGUCGUCGCUUGAUCUCGGGAGCAGCGUGAGCCUGUCGAGUCCGUCGUCGCUCACGCGCACGCGGGACGUUUCGCUUGCUGCGUCGUCGCCGCGUGUGCCUGGGCCGAGUACCGUGCAGCAGCGUAUUCCGCGCAGCCCUAUGGGUAGCAUCGUCUCGGACGAGCGCAGCGAGGCGCCCGAGAUGUCGCCUCCACGCGCGCCGUCGCGCCGCUGGGCGGCGGAGACGGACUUGUCGUACGAUUCAUCGCUGUUGCAGCCGACGCCGAGUGUGAUUACUGCGCAGCUCCGCGAGGAGUCAGAGCGGGAGGUGGACGAGGAUGAGUCGUUUGAGACGUCGUUUAUGCGCCCGACGAGUGGGUCGCCGAUGACGUCGGUGGAUAGACUCACGCCGAUGACGCAGUCGCUUGUGUCGUCGAGCGAGCCUGCGCGGGAGCCUGCGUACUCGGAGAUGGGGAUGGAGAUGGGGCCGGAGAUGCCGCAGGUGACGGUUUCGAUGAGUGCAUCGAGUGCAUCGCCGAUGCCGGAUUUGGGGGAGAGCACUGUUAGUAGCAGUUUGUCGAGGACGGCGAGCAGUGUGAGUGAUGUGGAGAGUUUGGAGAGGAUGUCGACGAGGAGGACGAGGAUGGGGUGGGAGGAUGAUAUGGGGAGUGAGAUUUCGACGGAGCCGAGUUUGUUGAGUAGUUUGCAUGGGAGUGAGUUUAGGGGAAUGCUUGCAGUCUCUCCCGCCAAUGUUCCUCUUCCGGUCACGCCUGCGCCCACUACGCCCUCUAUGAGCGGCAGCAUGAGCACGCCGCGCAAUGAACAGCCCUCAAUCCACUCUGAGCUCGAGACGCAGCCGUCGGUCGUGCACGAGGAAGUCAAUAUCCAGCAAGACAUCAGCGAGCUCCUCGCGCACAUUGACGAUCUCGACCGCGUGCGUGGCACUGAAUCGCAGGAGAUGUCGGAGAACAUCCGGGCUAUCCGCACCGAGCUGUUUUCGCUAUCGGACUAUGUCCGCUCUCAGCAGUUCGGCACGACGACGACGAUUGUUCAGCCCGCGCCUCCCACGCCAGUGACACCAGCGACACAGGUCCUCACGGAGCACCAUCACACGCACACGCUCGAAAGGGUUAUCGAGAGGCCGGCUGGGAGCACGCUCACGUAUAGGGAGCAAGCGUCCGAGGUUGGUGGACCGGCGAUGCGCGACGAGGGUGUUGAGGUGGAAGGUCCACAGAGGGUUGAUGAAGGCACGGAGGCGAAGUCAGAGGCAGGUGUCGAGCGUGUCGAUGCCGAGGUCGCAACCGAGGAGGAACGUCGGUCGGAGUACGUCGAGGAGGGCGUCGAGGCUCGCAUAGAGGAGCGUGUCAUGCAGCGGGUGCCUUCGCGCCCCGCGUCCGUCGUUGCCCCCGCGCGGACGCCCAGGCCGCAGCCGGCGGAGGUGCCGCAGAUCAGGCCCAUCUCGAUCUUGCUCACUCCGCCGCCGCCGCGCCCGUUAUCGCCCAGCUCGGUGUUCUCGGGCGAGUCGUAUCUGUCGUCGCACCACUCGGACGAUGGGAGUCUGCUAGAGAGCCCGAGGUCGGAUAUGAUACCGAUUUCGGAGACCUGGGAAUCGGAGUCGGAGUCGUUGGAGAGGGAGGAGCAGUGGGAGGAGGAGCAGACAAUCACGCCGGUCCCGGAGAGCUGGGAAGAGGAAGCGUCGACUCCUAGCAGGCUUACUUUGAGUGCUACGUCGAGCAGCUCGCCCUCGCCUGGACCGUCGUUAUCUGCGACGAGCUCUUCGGUGACGCCUACACCCCCGCCUACUUCUCCCAGCCCCAGUCCAACCUCUGUUUCGGUCAGUACGGAAGCAACUGCAAGACCGGCAAGGCCUGCUACGGAUGUCACUACCUUUGCGUCCAUCCGCGAACUAUUGGACCACCUCCGUGAGCAGACGACGGCGCUCUGGGAUGGACAGCUGUCCACGAACCAUAUGCUCGACGAGCUGCGUCAGCAACGUCCGGCUCCUCAAGACAAUCAAGAGAUCUAUGAACGUCUUCGCAACAUUGAAAACUUGCUUGAGUAUCUCCUCUCCCGGCCCCAGCCCGAGCCUGCCCCUGCACCCGCACCGGCGCCCCAGCCAGCUCGCACGCCGACGCAGCACGUGCCAUUCCCCGAGGCAGCGAUGUCUGACGUCCCCUCGGACGAGUCAGCCGAGCGCGACAGCGUUCUAUCGCGCCUGGACGCGAUCCUCCGCGCGCGCCGCGAGCAGGGGCCCAUCGAGAUGCCCGCACCUGUGCGCGCCGGUCCGUCGCUUGACGGGCAGCUGCUGGAUAUUCUCAGUGCCCCCACUGCAGCGCCCGCGGGAGGGAUACAAGGGCCACCGCCUUUGAUCCCGUUCACGUACCAUCCCGCGCCCCGACCUCCGCGCUCGCGCAGCACGAGCCCUGUGCCAAUUCUGAGGCGCUAUCCAAGUGCGCCUCCCAUCGUUGUUGAACAAGAAGAGCGCCGAUAUGUCCCCGAACGCCCUGUUGACCGUCCGCGGCCCGAGAUCAGACGUCCCCUGCGGCAGCAACCAGUGCAGCCCAGCGAGACGGAGUAUACACCUGCGGAACCGUCAUCGGGGUUGCCGUCCGAGGGCAUGGGUGUCUUCCCGCCGCCUGGGCAGUAUGAUGAUAUUCGGCCGGCGCAGGAGCCACAGCAGAGGCCGCCAACGAAUAUUCCGCCUCCUGGACCCGUAUUCCCUCAUCAGAUGCAAGACCGACCGCCGUCUGCGCCUUCGCAUCUCGGCGGUGAGGAGGACCCGCGCCAGUACGAGAGCUGGUACACACGCCGGCGUCCACAGCAAGCACCAGGAGCGCCAGGAGUCGGUGUUCCUCCUCCCGGUGUUUUCCCGAUGCCUGGUCAAGCGGGCGGUACCACCUACGUGCCUAUGCCACCUGGUCCGACUGUUGUUCAGGUGCCCCCAGUUUUCGACACGCUCAUGCAUGUCUUGCGGGAACACCGCCUGGCUCAGCUCGCUACGGUCGAGCAGCAGCGUGAACUCAUGCGAUACAUGCGCGGUUUGAACGAGUGGCUCGAGCGCGAUGUCGCAGACCGCCACAAUGAACUUGGCAGCGUUGUCGCGCGCGUAGACCAGCUACGCCAAGAACUCUCGCAGCUCGGUAUGAAUAUGCAGGGCAUGCAGCAGAGGAUGCCUCCUGCCGGUGACCAGCGGCCUAGUACUGGGUUCAUCCCUCCUCCUAUGAAUAUGCCCAUGCCGGACAUUGGGAUGCAGCCAGGUAUGCAGCCAGGUAUGCAGCCAGGUGUGCAGCCAGGUGUGCAGCCAGGUGUGCAGCCAGGUAUGCACCUUGGAGAUAUGGGUGCAACGCCCGGGUAUCCUCCGGGAUUCAUACCUCAGCGCCCCGGAAUGGAAGGUCCCGUCGUUCCAUCGCCUCCAGCAGGCUACACGGGCGGCUUUGUUCCACCCAACGUCUGGGGCCAGCCAGGCCAAGAAGGACCUGUUAUCCCUCCUGGUGACCAAUACGAAGGGCCCCCGAUGCAGAUGCCUGAGGCGCACGUCCCCCGACCUGGCCCUGAGCCUCAGUUUGGCGGCUUCGCCCCCUCGCGCCCAUCUCCUUCGGAGUCCGAGGGCUCAUUUGUUUCUUCUUCUCCAGAGCCGCAGCACGUCCCCCCGCCUCAGCCUCCCUACGUUACGGUCAUACAACCCAGCAGUCCCAGCCAGAGCGAGUCAUCCGGUACCCAGCAGUCGUACGAGCCGCCGCCGCCUACUACUGCACCCGUCUCGGUUGAGCCAAGCGUUAUGGGAUAUGAGGAUAUGCCAACGGCGGUCGUCCCAGUCCAGCGCUCCGAUAUGGGUACAUCGCCUGGCCCACCGGCUGUGGUUCCUCUUUCGGAUCGUCCAUCAAGCGACGUAGGGCAUCCAUCGCAGACUGUCAUCAUCACCCAGCCGGGUGCGCAACCUACAGCGCCCGCACCUACCGCGCCUCCUCUUGGAUCCCAGCCCAUGAUCACCAUCCAGCCGCCGCCUAUGGGUGUUCAUGACGAAGCAGUCGGUGAACAUGCCGGCCCCGUCAUCAUUGCGCCGUCUGGUUCCUCGGCAAUGGAAAGUGUUCCGCCUUCGCCGUAUGCUGGCUCGGAGCUAGGCAUUCCGCCCCCUGGUCAUAUCAUACCUGGUUCGCCUGCGCCGAGUCAGGCUGGGGGCCCGCCUAUGAUGCAACCCAUCCCAGGGCAACCCAUUCCAGGCUACCCGGGCUGGGUCAUGCAACCGGCGCCUCAACCCGGGCAACAGGUGUAUUACCCUCAGCCUGGCCCGUACCAGCAGCUACCGCCUAUCAUCAUCCAGCCUCCGCCACCCCAGGUUCAGCAACCCUUCGCGGAAGUGCCUCCUCAGAUGGACGUUAUGCGCCCGCUGUCGGCUGGUUCUAUGAGACCGCACGAAACCGCAGAACGGCCCAUUAUAGUUGUGCAUUCCGAUGAUGACCGCAGCGAGGCCAGCACCCCCCAAACCCCCAGAACUCAUAGAUCUCGUCCAUCCAUCGAGUAUGCCGAUCCCGGACGCGAUCAGACCCAACCCACUACCCCCAUCAUUGUACAAGUGCCGCAGACUCCCUCACGCACUCCCUCCCAUCACCCUGGUGAAACAUCUUACGAGUACUCGCCGGAGUACAGCAGGUCUCCAAGCAGGACUCCAGCAACGACGCACGUAUCUCGUUCACCUACCCGCUCGCCGAUCUACAUCGAAACAGGGACGCCGCACCCUCCUGGUGUUCUCAUGGGGCCAUCUAGAGCUCCGUCGGAAUAUGCAGAGGGCGACAGACCGCAUCGCCGCUCUCCUUCGCCUACCUCUCCGAGGCACGGGCGCGGGCGUAGAGGCUCUCGCUCGCCAACUCAACGGGUCAGCAGGUCUCCUGAUGACGAGGGUGACCGCCAUGUUUCACGCAGGCCUGGUCGUCGCCGCGAAUAUCGAGAAGGUGAUGAAGGGCCUUCCAGAUCGCCGUCGCCGCCAUUCGACCGCGGAGGGGGCAGAUAUGUCCGGCAUCAUUACCUGGAGUCCCCGGGUGGCAGUCGGUAUUACCGUCGCCCUCGUGACCGCUCGCUUUCUCCAAGGUAUGAUCCUGGUUACGACGACCCUAGAGACCCUGGACAUCACGGUCGUGGCGGCCGUCCUUAUUAUCCGGAGGAGGAUCCUGGUAGGAUGCACCCUCAUCCUGGUCCACCUCCCAGUGGCGUUUUAUCUCCUGGCGCACCGCCUACUAUCAUUCGAAUUGGCGGUGAUCCGGAACACCAUGGUAUCCCCGUGCAGCGAUCCGACCCAGGCAUGGGCAUGAGUCCCAGACAACUACAUGAUCAGCUUAUGCAUGUCCCCGACGGCGGCACCCAUGUUCCUUUCGUUCCCUCCCACGCAGGUGACAGUGGCGCUCAUAUUCCCGUUGCUCCCUCUCGUGCAGGCGAGGCACCGACUCGUCUCCCACCUGUCAUUGAAGGCGGGUCGAUCGAGCCUCCAUACUCACCACACGAUGCACCGAGUGCUCACCACUACCCUGACUCGGGUCGAUCCGGACCUCCCUCUGAGUACGCAGGAUCUGUCGCACGGUCGGAGCCUGCCUCGGAGGCCCCAGAAUCCGUCCCUCGCUCUGAGGAACCAGAGACGACUGCCUCGCGCCGUCCCUCAACCGCGCGCUCUACGACGCAGCCUCCGCCUACGGUUACCGAAGAGGACGAACCCAUGAUUCCAGGAUCGCCCACUAGUGUCUUUCAUAUCCCGACUUCUGAUCGCGACCGUUCCCCCGAUCACGACCGUUCCCCUGAUCACGACCCCGAUCAUGGCCGUUCCGCCGAGCUCGAAGAAGCUCUCCGCGAACGACAACAACGCCUCGAUGAAGUCGAGCGGGACUAUAUGCAGGCUGUCGAAGGUGCCCAUGCCCGGGAAGAGGAUCGCGAGCGUGCUUAUCGUUCAAAUGAAGAGGAACGUGAGCGUCUCUUCAUGGAGGCGGAACAGCGUCGCGAGGAGGAAGUCCGUUUACGCACUGAGGAGCUCAUGCGGGAGUUCGAGGAACGCAUGGCGGCUCUUGCAAGGCCACCGACUCCGUAUGAGCCGCCGAUGCCUGAGGAGGACGAACCUGCUUUUGAGGAAGCCAUGGAAGAUCCGGAAGCUACCCCACGCCCUCCCUCUAUGGAGCUGCCACAGCAGCAAGCCAUCGAGGAUGUCCCUCCCGUUCCAGUACCACCACCUAGCGCUCUCGAAGAAGGACCCGCUCCAAGCAUCAUCGAGAGUAUCCACACAGCUGCAACAGAGGCUGGGAGGCGACACAGCGAGGAGCUCAACGAGAUUGUGCGUCUUGAGCGCGAAGAGCUUGCAGCGGAGCGAGAGCAAGCGGCGCGGGAACGCGAGGAAGCAAAACAGGAACUCGCCGCGGAGAGAGUGAAGAUGGACGAGCAGUACAACGACCGCAUUGCAGACCUCGAAGCGGAACUUGCCCGCGUGCGCGGCGAGCUCGAGGGCGAGAAGCAGAUGCGCAUGAAUGAGGAGGCGGAGACACGCGAGCGGGAGAGACAGGAGGCGAUUGAGCGAGACGAAGCGAUGCGCUCACAGCUUGGCGAUAUCACGAACCUCGUUCAAGAUGGACGGGAGGAGAUGGCACGCAAGCGUGAGCUUAUGGAUCAGCGAUGGGAGGAGAAGCAGGCGCGGUGCGAGCAGAAGGAUGCAAGGAUGGCGGAGCUGUUUGGUAUGGUCCAGAAGCUCGUGGAAGACCGCGACAUGGACAGAAUGAGAGAAGAAGAGGAACGCCAGGCAAACGCCGAGAAGCCAGGCAUCCAAGACAUAAUGAACGAGCUUGGCAGGCAAAAUGCGGAGCUUCGCGAGUUGUUGAACACUCUCUCGGAUAGUUGGCGCGCAGAUAGCAAUCGUCAGCAUAUGGAGACUAUCGAGGCUGUUCGCGCCACUGCAAACGAGCAAGUCAAGUACAAUGUGCAAGGAUAUCUUGAUGAGUUCAGCAAGGCGCUCGCGUCCGAGGUCCGCAUGCUCCUUGGCGAGGUGGGCAAGCUCCGCGAGGAACGCCGUAACAUCCAACACGAACUUGGUUGGUUGAUGAUGACCAAGUCAAAAUACGAGCCCGGCGGCGAGUUCAACGCAGACUGGCGCCCGACCGUUCCGGGCUCUGGCUUCACGGGAGGAGGCCCCGGUGGCCCUGAUGAUCCGCAUGACGCUCCUCCUCCUCCCCAGGAGCACAUGCAGCCCCGUCCUGCUUGGCGCUCCGUGCCGCCGCAGGGGGGUCGACGCAAGGUCAAGAAGCAGCGACCUGCUCAGCCUCCGCAGGACAUCCCUGGGCCCAUGGAUCCGAGACAGCAGGUGACGAGCUGGGCAACCUGGCAACCGAACCCCGAGCUUGAGCCCAGUCCGUCCACUAGUAUCCAACCCAACUUAGUGGUCCCUGGUCACUCUUCUCCUGGCUUAUUCGGUCCUCGGUCACCCAGGGCAUCAAUGGCGUCGUACGAAUCAUAGAAAUUUUCCGCUUACGCUUUGAUACGCUUUGAACUUGGUAUACCAUGACACUUUACGAUAUCCCUCACGAUGUUACCCUUGAUACGCAUUAUCUUUCUUCAUCUUACCUCUCAUCUACUCUUGCUCACCCAAAGUCGCUCUUUCUCCAUCUUUCUUAUGCAUCUCUUGGACUUUUUUUGCUUUUUAUGCUUCUCACCCUCGACUCUUGUAAACUUAGUCUAUGCUUGCUCUUGUGUUUUCACGCUCUUGCUCCAUCUUGUUAUUACUCAUUAAGCCCUGUGGGCCUCGCAUUGGCAAUUGGUAUACAUACAUUGGAAUUCAUCGUGCUUUCUUG
Coniophora puteana RWD-64-598 SS2 is the source of this 11443-nucleotide messenger RNA. RefSeq lists its product as uncharacterized. The transcript is spliced from 15 exons. Lineage: Eukaryota; Fungi; Basidiomycota; Agaricomycetes; Boletales; Coniophoraceae. The coding region runs from base 1 to 11109 and encodes 3702 amino acids. The record is from RefSeq and is a predicted model, not a curated record.